GACCCAGACUAGAGCAUCAGAGACCAGAGCAUAAGAGACCAGAACAUCAGAGACCAGAACAUCAGAGACCAGAGCAUCAGCUAGACUUCUGACACAGAACCAGACCAGAGGUUCAGCUAGACCUCUGACAUAAAACCAGACUAGAGCAUCAGACACUAGAGCAUCAGACACUAGAGCAUCAGACACUAGAGCAUCAGAGACUAGAGCAUCAGAGACCAGAACAUCAGAGAACAUCUCAGACAAUACAAUCUUCAGCAUCUCAACCAUCUCUGAACCAUGAAGACCCUGACUGCUCUACUCCUCCUGGGACUGCUCUGCUCCCUCCAUACGACAUCUGCACAGCCUGUCAUGGGGAUUUCAGCAAUGACUGCCAGAGAAUGCUGUGUGAAGUUCUCCCAGAGGAGGAUCCCUCUUGGUGCAGUGGUUUCAGUUUCUAGAACCUCUAGUAGCUGCCCUCGCCAAGCACUGGUGUUUACAACAAAGAAAGGGAAUCGAUUUUGUGUCGACCAAUCUCAGGCCUGGGUCCAGAGUCAUGUGACCAAGAUUGAGAGCAGAUCGUUGUCUCUGCCAGGACAACGAACCAUGAAGACCCUGACUGCUCUACUCCUCCUGGGACUGCUCUGCUCCCUGCAUACGACGUCUACAGCUGUCAUGGGGAUUUCAUUAAAGACUACCAGAGACUGCUGUGUGAAGUUCUCCCAGAGGAGGAUCCCUCUUGGUGCAGUGGUUUCAGUUUCUAGAACCUCUAGUAGCUGCCCUCAACAAGCACUUGUGUUUACAACAAAGAAAGGGAAUCGAUUUUGUGUCGACCCAUCUCAGGCCUGGGUCCAGAGUUAUGUGACCAAGAUUGAGAGCAGAUCGUUGUCUCUGCCAGGACAACGAUGAUGUCAUCAACCACCGCCACCACAAACUCACUGCCAUAACUGUCAGAUCUGUCAAGAAAAUAAAUAUUGUAUUUUUGUUGGA
Molecule: messenger RNA, 966 nt
Organism: Oncorhynchus tshawytscha (Chinook salmon)
Lineage: Eukaryota; Metazoa; Chordata; Actinopteri; Salmoniformes; Salmonidae
Product: C-C motif chemokine 2-like
Exons: 6
Coding region: 277-885 (202 amino acids)
Biological process (GO): immune response; positive regulation of GTPase activity; inflammatory response
Cellular component (GO): extracellular region
Molecular function (GO): chemokine activity; CCR chemokine receptor binding
Source: RefSeq, a predicted model, not a curated record